AAAUGUAACAGUAAGUAACUUUAUAAUCUUCUUUGGCUGGAGUUUCUUUCUAAUCAGUAAAUUAAUUAUCAACCAACCAACACAGAAGAAAAACUAAUACGAAUUUCUUAUACUUUUAAAUAAAAUAAAUUUCCAAUUAAAUUAUGUCAAGUGUCUCCACGACCGUCGGGAAUAUACAAGCUCCGGACCAUCCCCACUUCAUUCUAAUCGACACAGAUGCCGGAACGGACGAUGCAUUGGCUAUUUUCCUCAUGAUAAAAGCUCACCAAAAUUCAGAGCACCCAAUUCACAUCGUGGGGAUUACUACGGUUAAUGGAAAUACGAGUGUAAAUAAUGUGACGGAAAAUGUCGCCAUGAUUUUAAAGGGGUGUGGCGCUGAGGAGUUGUGUACUCGACUCUACAAAGGAUCUUCUGCGCCUAUCGUGCACCCAUUUCGACACAAAGUUGAACCUUAUCACGGAGAAGAUGGAUUUGGGGACGUUGAGGACAGGGAGCAACUUUUAGAGGAUUAUGGUGGAAAUAUAAAAAUAUCGGCCGAACACGGCGUGGCUGCUAUUGUUCGAUUGGCGAAAGAGUAUUACGGUCAACUCACUAUCCUUGCUCUCGGACCCCUCACCAACCUCGCUAUGGCCGUUCGCAUUGACCCCACAAUUAGGUCGAGUUUAAAAAGUAUUUAUUGUAUGGGAGGCAAUAUUGAAGGGGAAGGAAAUGCCACAAUCAGCGCAGAGUUUAACUUCGCCAUUGAUCCGGAAGCUGCUUUUAUAACCUUGAGUGAAUUUCAAUGUGAAAUUACGGUGGUUCCUUGGGAAGUUUGCAAACGCCAGGCUAUUUCAAAGAGUUGGCGUACAUCAGUUCUGGGACAAAUGUUGACGCCACAAUCAAUUUUGUUGAACAAGAUCGAAAUGAGAAUUAUAGAAAAAAGUUUCGAUGUUUGGAUUCCUUGUGACCAACUUGCUGCUGCAGUUUUGGUGGAUUCCAAGGCAAUAAUUACAUCAAAGUCAAUCCAUUGUACGGUUGAGCUCCAGGGCCACCACACUCGAGGGUUGCUGAUCCUGGACCACAUGGGGAUUCGAAGAAAAGAGGACAACGUUAGAAUUGUGACGGAAUUAGACAAGGGUCUCGUAAUGGCGUUGAUGCUAUGGGCAGUGGGCGGAGAAAAGCCUUGAUUCAUUGACAUUAAAACAACAAGAUUUUUUACAAGCAAAUACACUUUCCAUCAUUCCAAGGGAUGGAAUUAACUUCAUCAUAGUAAAAACGUAUGCAUAUGCAUUUGCAAUAGUAGCUUAGUAGUAAGCAUUGUGUCCGAAAAACAAAAUAAAAUAUUAGUGAACUG
This is a messenger RNA of Folsomia candida, 1333 nucleotides long. Its product is annotated as inosine-uridine preferring nucleoside hydrolase. NCBI's taxonomy places the organism in Eukaryota, Metazoa, Arthropoda, Collembola, Entomobryomorpha, Isotomidae. The record is from RefSeq and is a predicted model, not a curated record. Bases 144 to 1166 code for a protein of 340 amino acids. The transcript is spliced from 6 exons. Gene Ontology annotation, molecular function: hydrolase activity, hydrolyzing N-glycosyl compounds.